Messenger RNA from Vicia faba (fava bean), 450 nucleotides. NCBI's taxonomy places the organism in Eukaryota, Viridiplantae, Streptophyta, Magnoliopsida, Fabales, Fabaceae. The record is from the annotation of a GenBank genome assembly.
AUGGUUUUUAGCUGCUCCAUCUCAUACUCCUCAUCUGCUUCUUCUUGCAGUGUAGUCCCUCCAAAUCCACCACACCUUGCUAGAACUCCUCAUUUUCCAUCACAGACAAUGAGCCCUUCAAAGAUGAUUUCAGCUUUUAGUGCUCCACCUAUAUCUAUUACUAGAUUCCACCCGAUUAUUCCAAAUCAGCAGUUUUUCUAUGCAAGCAGCACCACCAACACAAUUCCUACAACAUUCACAAUGGACUCAAACAACUCCUUUUGGUCACGUUGGGCCACCAAGAAAUCCUUAUGUAAUACCUGCACAAAAUUUGUCAGCAGCAAUAAGUGCUUCACUUCAUUUUCUAGUUUCCUUCAGGUAAUCAACAUCAACAGGACACCUCCAGUGUCUUCAAUUCCUCAAUCUAUGUUUAUUAUAUCACCUUCGCCAAUAACUAACCUAACCUCCUAA